GAGCAUGCGCAGAGCGUCGCGCCUAACAGCAUAAUAAACCCUUAAGCGCGUUUCGGGGAAUUUAAAUUGGAGCAGUGAGAGUUUCCAAAGACAGAAAGGUUUUCUGUGAAGACUGCAGGGAUGAAUUUCCCUGUGGAUCUCCUGGCUGAUGUCAGCCAGGCAGAGCUGGAACAGUUGGCCCACAACUACAUGAACGACCUCCUCUACAGCAACCCUGAUUCUCCAGAACACCUCACCCUCUCUGACUCCACUCAGGUCACCAUAAACAUUUCCAGUGUUGGCUUCGUCCCUCUGCACGGCCUGAGUGACAAACAGAAGAUCCUGGCCCUCUUCUCUCCCAGGGACUCAAUGACCACUGUGGCUCUGUACCUGCUGGACCGAUGGUGGACAGUGGACGACAUUCUGAAGACAGCAGACCCAGCUCGAGAUGGACCUAUGGAGGUGGAGACAGUAGGAGAGAGGAUAGUUUUAUACAUCCUUAAUCGUGUCAUCUAUAGAGCCAAGGAGAUGAGCACUGAUGAGCUUCCGUUCCUCUGCCAUGGGGAAAACGAUCAUGCAAAAAUCCUCUGGAAUAAAGGAGAGGCUGUUGGCUUCUAUUCAGUCAAACCCUCAGGCAGCUUAUGUAAUCGUUUCUCAACCAGAAGCUAUCUGCUCCCCGUGAUGGACUCCAUAUUUGUCAGAAAAUGUCAGCGUGGUAAAGGCUUUGGUCUCCGGAUGCUGGAGGACUAUGUGCUCAGUUUCAAAGAGGACAAGCUGGGGUUGAGGUACCCCCUCACAAAAGCCAUGUAUAAAGUGUGCAAGAAGUACCUGUUACAGUACCCAGGAGACACAGACCUGCUGUGGGAGGUAGAAAGCAUAGGAGCACCCAACCAGAGGACCAAUAUCGCCAACAAGAUCCAGGGCAUGGAUCUGAGUGCAGUAUCCAGGAGUCUCUCAUUCACAGAGGAUUCCCUUGUGAUGACAGAGGUGACUGAGGAGGAUGUGGUGAUGGAGGCAAUAACCACACAAAUCAAAGAAGCUGAAUCUAUGAAAUGCACAGUUGAAAUUGUGGAGGAAGUGACCAUCCUGAGAGGGACCAAAGUUUUAGCAGUUUCAGAGGCUGACUUGGCGGUUACAGCCCGGGCCAGGAGCGGUGGCUCCAAACGAAGGCAUGUGGGAGAAAAGAUAAUGGAGGACAAGUCAGAAAAAAUGAUCAGAAUCGAGGAUAUUGAAGCAGAAACCCCCAGAGGGGAGCAUGUUUCAGCACAACAGAAGACGGGACUGCAUGAUGUUUCUGACCUGGUGCAGGCUGAGGUGAUGUUCAGUGUGGAACCUGAAGAAAAUGGUGAAGAUGUAGUUGAUACUGCACCUAAAGAAGCAGCAGCGAUGAUGUCGGACACACCAGCCACAGUCUUAGCCUCACAAGACCUAGAAGAAGCUGAUGUUAGACCUACUACUGUGGAGCCACAAGUAGAAGAUGAUGCCACACGUGAUCCAAACAACACCUCCCAUGACUCAAACAUUACAGUUGAGAAUGUGGCAUCAGAAAUUGAGGAAGCAGAGGAAGACACUGCAGUGCUUGUGUCUGAAGAAGUUUUAAAGGAACAGAAAGAAGCAGAGGGAACUCAAGCUGAGGUCACUAAUGAACAGGCAGAAGAAAAAGUUACACAGCAUGUAGUAGAUCUAUCAACACAUGCAACAUCAGAGGGUUGGGAAGUUGGAAAAACAGUAAGAAAUGUUGUAAAAGCCAUAAAAGUACAGAGUGAAACCCCCAGACGGAGAUCUCAGCGGCACACCAAGCUAGAGGUAGAAACUACAUCCCAGGAUGUCGGGAGAGUUUUGAGGCAGAGGACUGUUACAAGCAUUCCCACACCCAAACGUAGGUAUACACGACACAGCCGGAAAGUAAAUGAAGAGUUAGAGAAUGAGGUCAAUGCAUUUGCUGAGAAUGACAGUUCUGCAACUGAAGUUGUACAGGAAUUGGCUGUAACUGAGGGAGAUGAACCAGAGGGAAUCACCUCAAUGAAAGGGGAUGGAGUCGCUGUGGAAGAAUUAAGAGAAGAAGAGGGGACAGAGAAACAAGAGGAGCCAGAAGUGGAAGACACCGAACUGAAGGAGAGCUCCAAAGAGUCUCAAGAUAGAACAGAAGCUAGUGAAGAGAAAACACAUGUAAAGGCAGUGGAUGAACAGAUGGGGAAACAAGGGGAGACUGUUGACAGAACAGAAGAAGAGAUAUCCACGGAGGAAUUAACUGUUGAAGCAGCAGAGGAUGUUAAUUCUCUGACUGAGGUGAACGACGAGGACAUCAGUGAAGUCCAGGAAGACGAAGACAGGAGGACAGAGACUCUAUCGUUUGAAGCAGAUAAGGAGGAAGAAGCAAAUAACAUGAUACACGAGCCUGAAACUGUGUCUGCUGCUUCAGAAACAUUAAUACCUGAUGAAGUAGAAGAGGCUGCAGCACCAGAGGCUGAAGAGGAAAACAACACCAAGCUCCAGACAGACACUCUUCUCUCAUUGGACCUGAAAACAACCUGCCAUCAAAGUGUGAGGGAGGCAGAAGAAACAGGUGAUGAAGAACAAACACCUGAGCCAGAAAUGGUGUUGGAAGAGCAGGAUGAAGGGAAACAGGAAACCAGUCCAGAAAUGAAUGUAAAUGCAACUGUUGAAGAGGACAGUUCUGAUAAAGAAAAGGAAGCUGCUGACAAUGAGAAAGCACCAUUUAUUGAAACAAGAGUCCUGAGAAGUGGAAGAAAGUCAGCCCAGGUAAGCUACCGACAGCAGGAGGAAGACAACAAGGGUGAGAUUAUUACUGAAGAGGAGGUGGAUCACACAGAACCAGUCACUGCUGAGGAAGAAGAAGGAGACAAAAAAGAUCUGGACAAGGAUGCUUUCACACUGACUGAUCCAAUGGAGGAGUCUCAGUCUGCUGACACAGAGGCAGACAUGCAAGCAGUAGAAGAUGCUGAAGAUAAUCUUCCACCAGCUGAGGUAGAUGAGGCUAUGAGAUCGGAAGAGGAAGAAGAACCAGCAGUGACAACAAGAACACUGAAACGGGGGAGAAAAUCAGCUUCUGCCAUACCUAAAAGCAAAUCCAGAAGAACCCGUAAACAAAUACAGGAAGAAGAGCAGAAGGAACCAGAGGGAUCUACAAGUGUAGAGGAAACAGGAGUAGAAGAAGGAGAAGCGGGGCUUGGGUCAGCUGAGGAGCCACAAAUAGAAGAAGAGGAGCAGCAAGUUAAAGAGGAGGAUACAAUAGAGCAGGAGAAGGAGGAACUUGUUCCCUUGUCUGAAGAAGGAACAUUACAGGUACUUACAGCGAGUGAAGAGGAGGCAACACCUUCAGCACAGGAGCAACACAGUCAGGAAACAGCCCCCCAGCUUUCUGAUCUCCAGAGACUGACUGUGGUUUUAGUGGACGUGAACAAAAGCCGUCAUGAUGUCCAGGAAGAAACAGCAGCUGAGGAGGAGGUUCCUGUAGAAAAGACUGCUGAUGAAGCAGAGGUGGAGCAACAGGAAGAAGCAACAAAACAAGAAGAAACAGUGGAAGAUGAGCAUCUUCCUGGUUCCCCUGAUGGAAUAGAAAACACAGAGGGGGAGAAGGUGGUAGAGGAAGAGGAGGGCUCUGGAGAGAAAGUGAAUGAUGCCAUCACAAUAAAAGAAGCUGAGGAAGAGAGAGCUGAGGAGGCAGCUCAAGAAGAAGAGGAUAAAAGUGUUGAUGAUGAUGAUGAGGAGGAGGAGGAGCCUGUCACAGAAACCAGAACACUGAGAAGAAGAAAGAAAGUAGCCAAAACUCCACCAAAACGCAGAUCAACAAGAAACAGACAGAAAAGGGAUGAAGAAGAAAAGCAGGAAAAUUCAGAUGUUAAACAAGAUGAACCAACAGUUGAAGUCAGAGUCCUGAGGAGGGGAAGGAAAUCUGUCCCCAUCACACCAAGAAGAACAACGAAAAGAACACGCAAGCAACUCCAGGAAGAAGAGGAGAAAGAAGAAGAAGAAGAAGAAGAGGGAGAAGAGGAACCUCUAGCCGUUGAGGAGGGAGGGGCAGAGGAGGAAGAGGAACAAGCUGAGAAAGCUGUCACACUGUCAGAGGAGGGACAAGCUGACAGCACUGAGGCAGUCGCACACGAGGACGCAGAAGCUCCAGUUGGGCUAAAUGAUGCUGAGGGAAAGACCUCAGAGGAAGUUGAAGAGGAAGCAGUCACUACGCAAGAAACAGUGGAGGAGGAACAGAGCUUGGAAGAAGAAGAGGCACCAGGUGAAACCAAAGCCUUAAGAAGUAAAGAAACGGCUACACCAAGACGCAGAACACGAAAUAGCAGAAAACAAGUGGAUGAACAAGAAACAGAAAACAGUGAUGAAGAAGAACCAGCAGUUACAACAAGAACACUCCGACGGGGGAGAAUUUCAACUUCUGCCACGCCUAAAGGUAAAUCCAGAAGAGCCCGUAAACAAAUCCAGAAAGAAAAGCAGAGGGAACCAGAGGAAUCUACAAGUGUAGAAGAAGAAGAGGCAGUCAAGGAUGCAGCUGUAGAAGAGAGUGGGGAGACAAUUGAGGAAGAGGUACGAGCUGAUUCUGAAAGGGUAGGGAGUUUAGAGCCAGAAGUAGAUGUGAAGGGUGGAGAAGACGAGGAAGAGGGAGGACAAGAUGAAGUGGAGCAAUCGGAAGCCAUAACUGAGACAGUUGCAGAAACAGAGGUAGAGUUCUCGGGUGAAGAAUGCGAUGAACUACCACGAGUCCCUGUAACUAGAUCUCUGAGAAGCAGUGGAAAGACACAAAAAGCUCCUCCGCGAAUUAGUCCCAGAAUAGGUAGAAAGCAACAAGAUAAAGAGGAGGAGGAGGACGAGGAGGAGGGGGAGGCAACAGGGGCAUCUGAGGAAAACAGUGCAGAUGGAGAGGAACCUCAAGCAGAACCAACAAUUCCAAGAAGUGGAAGCAAGUCUGUUGGUAGAAAUAGCAAACAACUCCAAGAAGAUGUAGGAAGACCAGAGGAAUCAGCUGAAGAGGCAGAAGUAGAGGAGGAAGAAGUGGGGUUGGGAUCAGCUGAAGAGUCUCCAACACAAGGAGAUACUGAACAGAAAGUCCCAGAGGAGGAUGAAAGAGAGGUGAAGGAUGAGCCUAUUCCUGUGUCUGAAGAAGGGAUGAUGACCAAAGAGCAGGAGAACACAGCUGGAGUUACAGCUGCUGCAGAUUAUUUAGUACAAGAAGGAGAAACUGAUACACCAUUACCCAACCCUGACACACACUCAGCCAUACUUACAGCGAGUGAAGAGGAGGCAACACCUUCAGCACAGGAGCAACACAGUCAGGAAACAGCCCCCCAGCUUUCUGAUCUCCAGAGACUGACUGUGGUUUUAGUGGACGUGAACAAAAGCCGUCAUGAUGUCCAGGAAGAAACAGCAGCUGAGGAGGAGGUUCCUGUAGAAAAGACUGCUGAUGAAGCAGAGGUGGAGCAACAGGAAGAAGCAACAAAACAAGAAGAAACAGUGGAAGAUGAGCAUCUUCCUGGUUCCCCUGAUGGAAUAGAAAACACAGAGGGGGAGAAGGUGGUAGAGGAAGAGGAGGGCUCUGGAGAGAAAGUGAAUGAUGCCAUCACAAUAAAAGAAGCUGAGGAAGAGAGAGCUGAGGAGGCAGCUCAAGAAGAAGAGGAUAAAAGUGUUGAUGAUGAUGAUGAUGAGGAGGAGGAGGAGGAGGAGGAGGAGGAGGGGCCUGUCACAGAAACCAGAACACUGAGAAGAAGAAAGAAAGUAGCCAAAACUCCACCAAAACGCAGAUCAACAAGAAACAGACAGAAAAGGGAUGAAGAAGAAAAGCAGGAAACUUCAGAUGUUAAACAAGAUGAACCAACAGUUGAAGUCAGAGUCCUGAGGAGGGGAAGGAAGUCUGUCCCCAUCACACCAAGAAGUACAACAAAAAGAACACGCAAGCAACUCCAGGAAGAAGAGGAGAAAGAAGAAGAAGAAGAAGAAGAAGAAGAGGGAGAAGAGGAACCUCUAGCCGUUGAGGAGGGAGGGGCAGAGGAGGAAGAGGAACAAGCUGAGAAACAGACAUUUGAUCAGGACAAGGGACUUGAAGAAAAGGAUUCAGCUGAACAAGUAGAAAAUAUAGAAACAGGAACUGGUGGAGAAGAAGUGGGUACUGUGGCACAGGAAGCUGUCACACUGUCAGAGGAGGGACAAGCUGACAGCACUGAGGCAGUCGCACACGAGGACGCAGAAGCUCCAGUUGGGCUAAAUGAUGCUGAGGGAAAGACCUCAGAGGAAGUUGAAGAGGAAGCAGUCACUACGCAAGAAACAGUGGAGGAGGAACAUUAUGAGGCAGGAAGGAAAUGUACAGAAAGACAUGAGGAGGAGGCAACUGGAGAGAAAAGCUCGGAAGAAGAUGAAUCGGCAGUAGAAACAAGAGUUCUGAGGAAGGGAAGAACGUCUGCUCCUGUCCAGCCUAGACGAACAUCAAAAAGAGCCCGCACACAGUGUCGGCCAGAGGACGAGGGAGAAGAAGAAACUACUCCAGCUAAAAAGGUGCAAGUAGAGGAAACCACAGCAGUGCAGGAAGAAGCUGAAGAAAUAGAGCAAAACAAAAAUGAGCUCACUGAAGAAAAGAAUCAGGAGGAAGCUGCAGCUCAGAAAGAACAAAAUUCAGAGCCAGAAGAUAAUCAUGUCGAGACAAACCUUGAAGAUGAGCCAGCAGCAGAAACAAGAGUUCUGAGGAAGGGAAGAAGGUCAGCUCCUGCUAUACCAAGACGUAAAUCCAAACGUGCCCGCACACAGCGUCAGCCAGAGGAUGAGGGAGAAGAAGAGCCUGCUCCUGCUGAAGAGACUUUUGGAGAGGAAGAAGAGGCAGGGCCAGAAUCAGAAGAGACGGGAGAGAACGCUGCGGAGAUGGAGGUGAAGGAAGAUGAAGAUGUGGAAGAGGAAGAAGGUGAGAAUCUGGCAGGGGUGGAAUCUGCUGAGGAUGCAGAGAAACUGAAUGAUGACUCAACGGAGGAAACGGCAAUGCUUGAAAAGGAGGACAACAGCCUGGAAGCUGUGGAUGAACGUGGUAGUGACCUGGUCAGAGCAGAAGAGGUAAACUCUGCUGUGGAAGAGGACAUCACACUGACACAAGGGUCUCUCACUGCUGUUGCUGAAGGAGAACCUCUUGAUGAAGAUGAAUCUGAGGUGAUCGAGGAAAAAGCUCCAGCUGUAACAACAGGAACUUUAAACAGUUCUCCUUCACAAGCAUCCAGAAGACAGAAAGGCCAAGGUGUGGUAGAGACUCAGCAACAGGUAGAGGAAGACCCUGAGGACGAAGAAACACAAGAAGUACAUCCACUGACUGAUGAUUUACCUGAAAUCGGAGAGCUACAUUCAAAAGAACAAACCGAGACCGCUGAAUCAUCACUUGCUGGACAAAAGGCAGCGCCUCCAGCUGAAAGUGGUGCAGAGGAGCAGGCAAAAGAAGAAAUGGAUUCACCAGAGAAAGAGCCAUCAGAAGAUGUUACUGUCAACUCCUCAGAAGGAAGAAGUCUCAGAGAGAGGGUGAAAUCUGUGGCAGCACAAGAAAAAUUGGAAACACUUCCAAAACGAAGGUCCAGCCGGAAAAGAUCAAGAGUGAAUUACCAGGAAACUGAUGAGGAAGAUGAGGGAAGUGGGACUGAGACAGCCACCAAUAAAGAGGAAGAGGAUGAAGUGGAAUCAGAUGUGGACCAAGACAACAAGAAAGCUGAAUCUUCUGCUGAUGAACCAGAGCUGGAGGAAAACAGCAGAGAGGACGAUUUAGAGAAUAACUUGGGAGCUGUUGAGGCUACUAGUGAGAAGGGGGAUGCCAUAAAUUUAGCUUUAGAUACAGAUGACGAGGUAGAGAUGGCAGGUUCAAGCCAGGAGAGUGAGGAAGAUGAGCAGAAUAUGUUGGAGGAAGAGGAUGAGCCUGUAGUGAUUGGAAAGAGAGUUUUAAGAGGGAGGUCAAUUCCUUCAGUAAUAAUCACACCCCACUCUAAAUCUAGACACCGCCGUGCUAAAGAUCACAAGUCAGAGGAGUCUGAUGAAGACAGUGUUCAGUCAGCUCAGAAGAGAAGUCUCCGCAAGAGAAAAAGCACUGAGGUAACACCUGCUCGCAAGUCUAAGCGUCUCAGCAGAGUUUAGGAUGUUCUUAAUACGUCUGACAUUGACACAGAAUGGAUAAAGUAGUACAGUCACAAAAGUGGAAAAAAGCCAGAUCAAAAAUUCCAACUUGUCAUGCUUAAUGUUUCUCUAGUCAGGCCCUUUGUAGUGUGCAGGUUCACAUUGUUCAGUUGAAUUGAGAUUAGCAUUUUUGCUCACCAAGGGCCGAGUUGCAACUUUUGAAAGAAGCAAUCACACAUUUUUUCUCUUGAAAUUUUGAUAAUAAAACAUUAAAACCUACACUCUCUGUAUUCAGCAAACUCAGGAGUUCUGCUGCUCCACCUAACUUGGAUGCCCAUGAUCAGUAACUUAUAAUGUUAAACUGUGGCUGAUGCAAACUUUAGAUACUAUAGAUAUGAACUGAGUUCACCUGCCUAUCACUGAUUCUCCUCUACUUAUGCUACUUAACAACCAAUCACACCUGGGCUCACCUAGCCUUAGCAACCAACAUGAAGGCCUGUUGGAUCAACAACCCACAUGUGGUCCCAGCGACUCUUAAACUCAGAGCUCACACGUGUCCUUAACGACUCUGUAAGGACACUCCCACACAGAGUUUAAAAGCCUGCAACUCCCCUCCAGUUAGUUAGCACUAAAGAAGCCUCUUGGAUGAGACAUGAAAUGUCUACAAGAAACUGAAACAAGUCCGGUUGCCUAUGACACAGCACAUACAUACUGCCACAAAUACCAUUAUCAUUAUCUUGUAACCUCUGAUAGAGCUGCUCAGGUGUGUGUGAGCUGGCUGGCUACACUGGAUGCUUGUGUCGUGUCUUGCUGCUACAGAGCAGCUCCUGUCUGUUAACAUACAUUUUGGCUUUGAUAAUUAUCAGUAAAUAUGAUGACAUGAUGUUCCUCUACCACUGUUGAAAGAGCAAGAAUGUGCAAUGGGGAAAGAGAUGGAGAGAACAUAAUGAAAGUGCACAAGAAGUCGAAAAUGGGCGAGUGUCCAAAUCUCUAGAUAAAGCACUGUUGCAUGAUGCCACUGUGGCCGCUUUAACCUGUUAACAUGGAUGCCAAAAUGAAAAGCAAGACAUGCCACACACAUGCACUGCUCAUGCAUCCAGUGUGGCCCUAUGACCCUGAAAAACAUAAGUUGCUAUAGAUAAUCAACAGUGUUAUCCUGUGGCCAGACAUGGCCAGAGGGUGCAGGCACAGGGGCAACAAUAGCAUCCAAUAAAAUUGUAAACCUGGCUAAACAUUUACUGUAAUGCUUAGUAUGCGUAUUGCUUAGACCAACCAAAAAUGUGCAAGCACACACUCCUUAACUUGUCAAGAUGGAAGAUAAAAUGAUUGUUUUAUAUCUGAUAAUUGUAACCUGCCCGAACUUUGUUUAGAACUGUACUUAAAAUAUUCAUUAUCAUAAUUGAAAGACUGAUGAUGAUGUAAGGGUACAGAAAUUUCCCAAAGUUAAAGUAUAAAAGUACUUUCAACAUGUUGAGUUUGUUGACGUCUGCACACAAACACACAUGAAAGGGACUCUUGACUUUUUUCCUAAAAGCCAUAAUUUGCGAUUCAAUAAGAAUUCAUACAAGUGACAAAUUAAUAUUUUUAUAUUGUAAAUAUUUUCCUAUAUUUCAUAGAAAUGUGAAUGUGUAGUUUGCAUAGUGUAGUGGCUGAAGGUAAGGCUUUCAGUCACUUGUUGUUUGAGAUUCUGGCAUCAAAUCUUUCAGCGAUUUUACUCCAAAACAUAAAACAAGAUCCAAUUACAAAUAUGGUGACAUCAAAUUAAUUGGUCUCAUUUAUUUCUUUCAAAUCUGCUGAACUGACUGUUACUGUACAAAAAAAAAAAAACUUUGAUUCAUUUUUUUUAAAGAAUGGAUUUAUUUUUAUGUAAAAAAUAAUUAAAAUAAAACUACCAAAACACAUUUUGCUUUGCACCUAUCAACUGAGAACUCAGGUCUUAGUAUUAAAAUGUUAUUUUUUGAUAUACAUUUUGCAUAUAGAGAUCCAACAUGGAGACCUGCGGGUGUUAAUGUACAUCUAAAAUGUAAUCCACUCACGUCUGUUAAACUUUUCACCCACUUAAUGAACUUAAUCAUUAUAGCUUGUAGAAAGGAUAGUUUUUUAUGCCCUCAUGUAACCAACAUCCUCGAUCAUGUAUCGUUGUUUUUAAUGUUGUGAUAUUAUUUAGUCAACAUUUUACACUGUGUCAACAAUGUUAGUGUGACUUUAAAAUAGUCUUUCAUAAAUGUAUGUGUGCUUAAUAGCAGUGGUCAUUUGAAGACAUUAACUACAUUUAUUUUUCUUUUGAUAAUGUUUUGUGUGGACUGACCCCUCUCUCUAAGCUAAAAUGUAUUUUUUGUGGCAAAUAAAGAUUUUUGAACCUUGUUUUCAAA
Acanthopagrus latus (yellowfin seabream) is the source of this 10451-nucleotide messenger RNA. Its product is annotated as trichohyalin-like. The coding region runs from base 121 to 8100 and encodes 2659 amino acids. The transcript is spliced from 13 exons. The record is from RefSeq and is a predicted model, not a curated record. Lineage: Eukaryota; Metazoa; Chordata; Actinopteri; Spariformes; Sparidae.